This is a messenger RNA of Paramecium octaurelia, 913 nucleotides long. Lineage: Eukaryota; Ciliophora; Oligohymenophorea; Peniculida; Parameciidae. The record is from the annotation of a GenBank genome assembly.
AAUGAACCCAAAAUUAAACCGAAUCCUUUAUUCUUAGGGUAAUAUGACCACAAGCGCCACCUAGUCUCCAUCAUAGAACAUAAACUAUAAUGAUGCAGGGUAAUCGUUAAAUCAAUAGUAUGAGAGAGCUACUGGAUAUGAAACUCAAUUAAGUUCGGAAAAUAAACCGAUAGCAGAAUGAUAACAUCAGAUUGCUGAAGUCUCGACUGAAUCAUAUACAACAUUAGGAUUUUAAUUGUCAGAGGAAUAUUUCUAGAACAAGUAAUGAAAUAUAAUCAAUUAUUUCUACCAAAUCUAGAGUGAAUGAGGACUAGAUGAGAAAGGUACACAUCUAAAACUCAUUUAUAUGUUUAGUAAUUCCUGGAUGAGAUUAGAUAAAAGAAACUUCAUGAAUAUUCUCAAAGGGCUAAUUUGUCAAAAAUGGAGAGAAUAAAACGGAGCUAGAACGUUGAAAACUGUAAGAUAUAAAUGUAUUUGAUAGAGAAAUAAAUCUAUUCUGAAACUCAUUCUUUCUUAAAUAAAGAAUAUAAAUCGAAUUUGUCUCAAGCAAAAUUGUAAACUUGGAAUGAAAUAUAUGGGACUAAUUGCAAAUCUCACAAACAAAUCAGACAGGCCCAUCUUCAACAUCAAUAAGACAAAAUCAUUUAAUUACAAUUGGUAUUAUGUAUCUUGAUAUUAGAAAUAAUAAGAAGGAUCAUAUAAUUAUAAAUAGAAGAUAAUAAAGGAAGCACAGCAGUUUCAAGAAAGGCAAAUGAGAGUCACAGAAUUAGAAGAGGCAGAAGAAUAAUAUUUGAUGAAACUAAAAGUCACUCAGAGUAAGAACCGAUCUAUGAGUGCCAAAAAGGAAGAGAUAAGGAGAAUUCCUGCCGAAAAAAUAGCAAUCAGCAAAAAUAAUCUCUUUAGAAUAAAUUGA